This is a messenger RNA of Thunnus maccoyii (southern bluefin tuna), 3953 nucleotides long. It is a transcript of the gene luc7l3, whose product is annotated as LUC7-like 3 pre-mRNA splicing factor. Gene Ontology annotation, biological process: mRNA splice site recognition. The record is from RefSeq and is a predicted model, not a curated record. Lineage: Eukaryota; Metazoa; Chordata; Actinopteri; Scombriformes; Scombridae. Gene Ontology annotation, molecular function: mRNA binding. The transcript is spliced from 11 exons. The coding region runs from base 395 to 1882 and encodes 495 amino acids. Gene Ontology annotation, cellular component: U2-type prespliceosome; U1 snRNP.
UAACGAGGCCUGGUUUGAGGUGGUCACGUGGAUUUUGGCGUGGUGAAGCGAGGCAUCGAAACAUCUUGCCCCGAUACUUUUCUUUGAAUGGUCGAUAAAGUGUCGAGUAGUUUGGUUCGAGCGCAGCAUCGCUAGUUUUUAUACAACAGUACACACAGCAUGUGCGGUUAAUAUGUAACUCCACGCUGCUGUCAACGGUUGUCAAGCGUGUAUUUCCGGGUCAGGGGUUACGGGUGCUGCUGGUUGUAGUUGAACCGUGAACCGCCGUGAACGGGCGGUUGUUACAGCAUCUGCCAUUUUGAUUAAAGCUACUUUGAGCGCAGUAGAUGGUGUGAACUGGCUCUCCGGGACAUAUCGUAGUACUUUAUAUCAAGGCUACUGUUUUUGGGCCAAAAUGCUCUCCGCAGCCCAGCUACUCGAUGAGUUAAUGGGCCGAGAUAGAAAUUUGGCCCCUGACGAGAAGCGAUGCAACGUACGAUGGGACGACGAGAGCGUCUGUCGAUACUAUCUGUGUGGCUUCUGUCCAGCGGAGCUAUUCACUAACACUCGCUCCGACUUGGGACCCUGUGAGAAGAUCCAUGAUGAAAAUCUUAGGAAAACGUACGAGAAAAGCUCUCGGUUCAUGAAGGAGGGCUAUGAGCGAGACUUCCUGCGUUAUCUACAGUCACUCCUGGCAGAGGUGGAACGGCGGAUUCGUAGGGGGCACGCCCGGCUUGCUCUAUCCCAGGCUCAGCAGAAUGCAGGGGGUCCUGGUCCAUCAGGAAAGAAUGAGGAGAAGGUUCAGGUCCUAACAGAGAAGAUCGAAGAUCUUGUUGUACAGAUUGAGGAGCUUGGGUCUGAGGGCCGAGUGGAGGAGGCCCAGGGAAUGAUGAAGCUGGUGGAGCAGCUGAAGGAGGAGAGGGAGCUGCUCAGCUCCACCCCCUCGACAAUCGAGAGCUUUGCAGCCCAGGAGAAACAGAUGGAGGUGUGUGAGGUGUGUGGGGCCUUCCUCAUCGUGGGUGAUGCACAGUCCAGAGUGGAUGACCACUUGAUGGGCAAGCAGCACAUGGGCUAUGCCAAGAUCAAAUCCACCGUAGAGGAGCUCAAGGAGAAACUACGUCGCCGCUCAGAGGACCCCCAAGGUGAAAACCCAGCGCUCAAGAGGGACAGAGAAGACCGCGAGCGUGAGAGGGAGGAAAGGGAGAAAAAACGCAAAGAGGAGGAAGAGAAGGAGAAGGAGCGGGAGAAAGAACGGGAGAAGGAGAGGGAACGCGAGAGAGAGCGGGAGCGUGAGAGGGAGAGAGACAGAGACAGAGAACGGGACAGAGACAGAGACAGAGACAGAGAUAGAGAUAGAGACAGGGAGAGGGACCGGGACCGGGACAGGAGGGCACGGCGAAGCCACUCGAACAGCCGCCACUCCAGUCGAGCAUCAGACAGGAAAAGGAGCCGGUCCCGCGAUCGCCGGAGGUCCAGGAGCAGAGACAAGGAGAGGGAGAGGGAGCGCAAACGCAGCAGGAGCCGUGACCGAGACCGGGAGAGGAGACGCAGCCGGGAGCGCUCUGACAGAAAGCGUCGCUCCCGCAGUCGUGAUAGGAGGAGGUCGCGCAGCUCAGAGCGCAAAUCUCACCGCCACCGUAGCCGCAGCAAGGACAGGGAGAAGGACAGAGAUAAGGAGAGAGACAGGGACAGAGAGCGGUCAUCGAAAGACAAAGACCGUAAGGCGACAGAGGAGAGGAGCAGCUCCAAGAAAGACAAGCACGCCGACGGCGAUGCAGCUGCCAUCAAGGCUUCAUCAGAAGCGGAACCGAUGGAGACAGAGGCUGCUGCCUCUGCCUCCUCCCCUCUGCUUAACGGCCAGCAAGAGCUCCUCCAUUCUGAAGGUGACACUCAGUCCAAUUAAAACUGAUCUGAUAGGACCUCAGAUCAGGCUCAGUGCAUCAUAAGUAUGCACUGAAGAUGAAGGACUAGGCCCGAUGAAUGAGAAGAAGGUAGAAAACAUUCACACAAAGCCAAGAGGGAAAGGCCAGUGUAGCCCUGAGCAAACAUGCCCGGAGGUACCCCUCGUUUUGUAUCGGUUUUUGAUCCUUAUAGAUGUUUAUUUGUCUUUGUGGACAAAAUGGCAGAAAAACAAUUAACCAAUACAAUCAAUUUUCCUGCCUGUAUUUACCUGUUUUUAUUUUGUUUUUUUUGUUUUGUUUUUUUUUUACUUGGCAGUAGGAAGAUGUAAUAACUUUGAUUUGUUGAGAUAUACUCUCCACAUAGGAAGAAAAUUCCACCAUUGUGUGUCUACAUGUAUAUAUAUUUAAGGGAUUUUUUCCUCCUCAUAUGUAAACACACAGACAUACUUCGUCAAAGGUGUAUGUGAAAAACAAGCCAUUUAUUUUUCCGUAAUCAUAACUCAAAUGCCAUGGAUUUGUUGUCCAGCUUACUGUGCCUGAUAAUGCCAUGCAGUGUGUGUUUGGGGGGUGUCAUAGCACCGGGGGGUCCUAACGUAACUAACUAACUGGAGGGUAGGGUUUAUCGAAUGAAUUGCAGCUGACUUCCAUACCUCACACAGCGUUGGUGUUGUGAGCGAGACCACAUGAGAAAAGGGCAAAUUAAAAAUCAUGGAUACUCUCUGACUGUCAAACUGUGCAGGUACUCACCCCAGGUACUCCUUUCUCUACCCACAUCCAUUUCUGAAUGCUGUUGCCUGUCAGAAAAGAAAUUUCUGUACUUCUCCAGAACAUGAAACUUAAAAGCUUGAUUGUGUAUAUUUUGUUACUGUGUUUCUCUGUUGCUCUUUAGUAGCUUUCAGAUAUGUUUGGGGGAUAAACUAAUUUGAUAGAAAUGUUUGGGAGACACAUUUUUUAAAAAAAAUGCUGAGAUGCACAGACAACCUGCUUGAUAUACCCAUGCCAACAGUUGAAAUUUUAACUCCUGUGUGUUCACUUUCACGUUGGCAAAGGGAAUAUCUAACAGGUUUGUCACUAUUUUUUAAGCAGAUUUAAGGUAGUGACCAGACUUUGUGGACUUUCUUCUGGCUCACCCCAAGUUAUUAAAGUAAUCCAGUUAAAAAUAUACUGACAAGUAUUAAUAAAAUAUCAGGAUAUUCAGCCAAAUACAGGAUUUCAAAUGUCCAUUGUGCGGGUAAAUGGAUAAUAUUUGUGCAUUAUUAGCUGUGUCUCUGUUUAUCAUCUACACUUUCCUCUGUGACUAAAUUGAGGGACAUAUGUAACUAAUAGUCUUCAUGUAGAUAAUAUUUGUUGCUCCAGUAGCAGCAGUGGUUGCUUCAAGCACUUGUUGUGGGACCUUUGCUAACAUCGCACUCUGUGGACAUUUUUGCUUAACAGGGGAAGCUGGGAUAACUGUCGGAGGAAGAAUCGGAAGAGCGCACCCAUCCUUACCCUGAACCUGACACUUCGCUGCUUAAAAACAAGGUGAACCACAAAUGUGUAGUGGCUUAUUUAAAAACAUGAACAUACAUGUGUAAAUGAGGAGAGAGGAAAAAAAAAAAACAUUGAUUUUCAUGUUUCUGUCUAUCUUUGGAUGAGGGUAGUUGUGGUUCAUCUGAUGUAUUUCUUGGUCUAGAUGUCUGCCAGACAUCACUUUAAAUACCAAACUUAGAGGAGAAGUUCAUUAUGGGUUUUUGUUUUCUUAUUUUGAGAAUCUUUACACAUCCUCGUUUCUUGGCAUUUAGUGAAAAUGAAAUAAAAAACAGUGCUUGUGGUUUGUUUUGGUUUGUCAGGUUCCACUUCACUUCCUGACGGUUUUUUAAGAAGUCAGUUGAAAGCGUCUGUACAAUGUUAGUCCCGUGACAGGGCGUGUCUCUUUUCUCCUCCACUUUAGAGCUCACAUUGAUUGCUCUUGUCCCCUUACUGUAAAAUAUACUGAUUAAUUUUGAUCAAAAGAUUUUGAAGACUGAAGAUUUGUUUAAUUUUGCUCUGCUUUAAAUGUCCAUGUGGUCUUGAUGAAUAAAAAGUAAAAAUGUU